Messenger RNA from Penicillium mononematosum, 1167 nucleotides. RefSeq names its product Taurine catabolism dioxygenase TauD/TfdA. The record is from RefSeq and is a predicted model, not a curated record. The coding region runs from base 1 to 1167 and encodes 388 amino acids. Gene Ontology annotation, molecular function: oxidoreductase activity. Lineage: Eukaryota; Fungi; Ascomycota; Eurotiomycetes; Eurotiales; Aspergillaceae. The transcript has a single exon.
AUGGCAACAACUACCGAAGAGCUGCAAUUUGAGAAGCUUUGGUUGGAGGACUCUAUCAUCACGUUUGAAUCGUUCAAACUCCCAACUUCCAACCAACGUAUCCUCGGACCACCGCAUCCCAGGAACACUGUUAUCCCGCUUGCGCUGCGACCCACCAAGGCCGAUGCCAAGGCAACUCUCGACUCUGUGGUAGAGACAAUCAAGGUUCUCCAAACAAAAGACGGCAUUUUAACCAAGAAGCUCGCCAGACAUGGCACGCUGCUGUUUCGCAAUCUACCAAUCCACACCGCAGAAGACUUCAGCAAAUUCGCGCACGCUUUUGGCUACAAGCCCCACGAGAUUAUUGGAAUUGUAGUCGACAGACCACUUCUCGCGCCAAAUGUCGCUCCGGCCAACGAAGCCCCCAAGGAGGUCCUGAUAUACAACCACAACGAAUCACCGCAAGUACCACAUGCGCCCGAGUAUAUCUUUUUCUAUGGCCAUCGUGCCCCAUUGAAGGGUGGGGAAUCACCGAUCUCUUCUUCAUUGGAAUUACUCAACCGCGCACAGCAAGAGAUCCCAGAAUUUAUCGCCGAACUAGCCGAGAAAGGAAUUCUGAGUAAAGUGACAUACCGCGUGGAGAAGCAGUACGAUGGGGGAUCCACCCUGAAACAAGCCUUUGGUAAGGAAAUUCAAGAUGGAGAUGACGAAGAGACAACACGGCGCAAGAUCGAAGCUCAGAUUGCCCGCUAUGGCAGAGGGGAGCAUACGACAUGGGAGUGGACUGAGGAUGGUCUUGUCUUGACGCAUCGGCUACCUGCCAUCCGAACGCAGCCUGGUACAAACUUGCCGACUCUCUUCACUGGGUUAGCAGCAUAUUGGAAACGUACUCAGUGUGAUACGGAGGCUCGAAAGAAUGUCACUCAACAGCUGUUUGGGGAUGGGACACCCAUUCCUGAAAAGUAUCUUGCACAUCUGGCAAAGAUCACAGACGAAAUUCGGGUUCUGCACCGUUGGCAGGAAGGUGAUGUUCUAGUUUAUGAUAACAUCAUUGCCCAACAUGGUAGAGAACCCUGGCAAGGCGAGCAAUCUGAUCGAGUAAUUAUGGCAAGUCUAUUCGAUGGUGAAAGUGUGCCGGGCGCUUAUGGGUUUGGAGAUUGGGCGCAGGUUGUGCAAGCACUCGAAUGA